AAACCCUUCGUCUUCGUCGUAUUCGAACAACACCAACAACCGGCAAUAGAAAUUUUCCACCAUGCCAAAAAUUCCGCUUUGGGAUUUGCCUGAACUGCCGAAGAAUCAGCUUCCUCCUCAUCUUUACCUCCAGAAAACUCGAGUUUUCUGCAAUAACGAUGCUCCCACCCAUACAGAGAACAUACACUACUCUGGUGCAUAUGCAGCAUUGGGAGUCGAUAACAGCUUAAGGUUGGAUGAAUUCAGGAAAAACUUCAAAGUUAAGGUGAUUAAGCUCAAUGAAGAAGACAUGGAGUUUGAUUUGAUCGGGAUUGAUGCUUCUAUUGCGAAUGCUUUUAGAAGAAUCCUAAUAUCAGAGCUGCCAACUAUGGCCAUUGAGAAGGUUCUUGUUGCUAACAGUUCAUCGGUGGUACAAGAUGAAGUACUUGCGCAACGACUGGGUCUCGUACCAAUAAAGGUUGACCCAAGGCUGUUUGAUUAUAUGUCAGAAAAUGAUGUUCCUAACCAGAAAAACUCCAUUGUUUUCAAACUUCAUUACAAAUGUGAUCGAGGAUCUGGUGAACGACGCACAGUGUACUCUCAUGAUCUAAAGUGGUUACCGUUUGGGAGUGAAUAUGUUCUGCCCACCGAAAGCUCUUCAGAUUCAACAUCAAAACCAAAGACGUACACAUCAUUUACUUCCAGCCAAGACUCCCUGCCAGAAUUUGCCAAUAAUCCUAUCACCGUCACACCUGGUAUCAUUAUAUCAAAACUUGGGCCUGGGCAGGAAAUCGAGCUAGAAGCACAUGCUGUAAAAGGUGUUGGUAAAACACAUGCCAAGUGGUCUCCUGUGGCCACUUCUUGGUACAGGAUGCUCCCUGAGGUUAUAUUGCUGCAAGACAUUGAAGACGAUGAUGCUCAUAAACUUGUAAAGAAGUGCCCAGUUAAUGUGUUUGAUAUUGAAGACGUGGGUAAAGGUCGGGAGAGGGCAACCGUGGCUCGACCAAGAUCUUGUACUUUGUGCAGGGAAUGCAUUAGAGAGCCCGGAUGGGAGGAAAAGGUGGCACUACGACGUGUGAAAGAUCACUUUAUUUUCACUAUAGAGUCCACCGGAGCUUUGCCCCCGGAGGUGUUAUUUACUGAAGCCGUGAAGAUCUUAGAAGACAAGUGUGAACGCGUGAUAACCGAGCUCUCAUAAGCCAAUUCUUUCUCGUUCAAUUCAAGUUAUACUUUUUUUUUGGUGAUUUUGAUGUAUAAACUAUCACCUUAUUUGUAGUUCUCCAUCUUGUAUUAGUUGCAUUUCAUGUUCUAACUACGUUUUAUUGAAGUCGAGGUCACUUGUGCGUCGUGUGUCGCUUUAUUGAUCAUUUGCAAUAGUAAAUAGAUCGUUUUUGGAAAUGUACUUGUAAUGU
Molecule: messenger RNA, 1391 nt
Organism: Cynara cardunculus var. scolymus (artichoke)
Lineage: Eukaryota; Viridiplantae; Streptophyta; Magnoliopsida; Asterales; Asteraceae
Product: DNA-directed RNA polymerases I and III subunit rpac1
Exons: 9
Coding region: 62-1177 (371 amino acids)
Biological process (GO): DNA-templated transcription
Cellular component (GO): RNA polymerase I complex; RNA polymerase III complex
Molecular function (GO): protein dimerization activity
Source: RefSeq, a predicted model, not a curated record